GAGUAAUCAGGCAUUCGUCGCCCGUCCUCCAAGAACCACAUCUUGAUUACCAUUGACGUCCCCUUCAACUCGAGACAAACUGACUUGAUCGCCUUGAUUUUAAUUCGCAUUUUCAUUUUUCAUCUCCAGUUCUAUAUUUCUUGCUCCGCUGGCUGGCAUCAAGCUUGCUCCAAUUCUGCUCCUUGCCGUUGGGCGCCCGGCUCUCCCCCUCUUGCUUUUUCCCCUUGCUCUCAGAGGUGCCUCUGAUUACCAGUGAAGAUGGCUCCGCAAGAGGGAAAAUUGCAAUUGAAACGCGACCGAGGCGGAGCUGCCGACGACAGAGAUUCAGCUAAGAAACCACGCCGUUCCCAACGACUAUCUCAGCCUCAGACAACCCCGGUAUCCAAGAAGCAACACUUACCAUCUCCUAUCACUCAGGAAUCCUCGGCUUCCUCGGCUGCAGCAUACAAGGAGGCCACAGCAACCCCGCCUGAGGGUCGACCAAGCCAACUACAUCAGCGUCCUCCCGAUCCCAGCUCUUUAACAGAAGAGCCUGGUUUCUCCUCCCCACCUCAAGAUACUCAAGCCUUCUCACAAUUCGUCUAUCCCACAUCUGCAUUGUCCGAUGAAGUCAAGGAUGAGGUGGAGGAGGGUGUCUGGGGAUAUCUGCUUCCGUUGGAUCAAAAAUAUGGCAAGUCGUUAGUUUUGCGUAGACGAAACGCGUGUCCGAAGCCCGAUGGGAUAGAGGAGGUUGGUAAAUACAGUGAGAAUAGAAAGAACAAAAACGAUGAUGCCAAGGUCUUCGAAAAGGGGGAGGAGGCAUACGAGCAGACGCAGUCGAAGGGAACCGCUUCAGGUGGAUAUUUGAUAGGUCGCCAUCCCGAGUGCGAUCUCAUUAUCGACGAUCCCAUUGUCUCAAACAGGCAUUGUCUUAUCUUCGCCGAGAACAAAGGUGGUGAUAACGUUGCUGUUCUCGAGGAUUUGUCAAGUAACGGAACGUUUGUCAACGAAGCCCUCAUCGGGCGGAACAAACGUCGGGAGCUGCAAGAUCAAGAUGAGAUUACUUUGUUGGAUAAAGCCAGAUUCGUUUUCAGGUAUCCAAAGAAUCGGGGUACGAGUGCUUUCUUGCAACAAUAUACACUGCUGGAGAAGCUUGGGAAGGGACACUUUGCGGAGGUGUUUUUAUGCGUUGAGAAAGCCACAGGCCAGCGUUAUGCUGCCAAAAUCUUCACGAAGAGGCCUGGUGUGGAGGAGAGAUCAAAGACCGAAGGCUUACAACAGGAGAUCGCGGUAUUGAUGGGCGUCAACCAUCCGAACAUGCUAUGUCUAAAGGAUACAUUUGACGAGCCCAAUUCUGUAUAUCUUGUCCUGGAACUUGCGCCUGAGGGCGAAUUAUUCAACUGGAUCGUAAUGAAACAGAAGUUGACCGAGGAAGAAACAAGGAAAGUGUUCAUCCAACUAUUUCAGGGUGUUAAAUAUCUGCAUGAUCGAGGCAUUGUGCAUCGAGACAUCAAGCCCGAGAAUAUCUUACUUACAGACAAGGACCUGCACGUGAAGUUAGCUGAUUUCGGCCUGGCAAAGAUCAUUGGUGAAGAAUCAUUCACGACAACGUUAUGUGGAACGCCAAGCUACGUGGCCCCCGAAAUCUUAGAGGAUAGCAGACACCGCCGAUAUACGCGCGCAGUAGACAUAUGGUCCUUGGGCGUUGUGCUCUACAUAUGUCUGUGUGGCUUUCCUCCCUUCUCUGACGAGUUAUACACAAAGGAGAACCCAUAUACCCUCACGCAACAGAUCAAGACCGGAAGGUUCGACUAUCCAUCCCCAUACUGGGACUCCGUUGGUGACCCAGCCCUCGACUUAAUCGACCGCAUGUUGACAGUGGAUGUGGAAAAGCGAUACACUAUAGACAACUGCCUGGAACACCCAUGGAUAACUCAAGGGGCAGUGAACCCUAACGACAGUACAGAUGGUCUUGUUGGUGGAAUUGCGGGUCUGGAUUUCAGCAAAAGGAAGAUGGCGCGGGAACGAACACUUCUCAGCAGCAUCAACGAUGUCAAGAUUACGCGGGUCAUAGAGAUCCAGCCAGACAAAGAUCCAAUCAAGGUUUAUGUCAAGAAUCCAAACUCGAAAGCUUCCCAAAACCGAGUCAACAACUCCAUGGCUACAAAUGCUGGCGGACUGUCAAAGGGCCCCGCGGGUGCGCCGAAGCAGGAAGAGACGCCGUCUAAGAAUCGAAAUCCGAAUGAGUUCAUGGAAAUUGGCGGGAAGGCUGACGAACCCCUCUUUGGAUACGAUGGCGACUCCGUGUACUCCAAGGAUCUGGCAGCUAACACUACACCCAAGAAGUAAGUAUGAAUCUGAGGGCGUAAUGGUUUUGUGGCUUUCGAGCGACGCUUGAAGUCUAGCCGCGGAUCCUGAAUUUGCUCGAUACAUUUCUUCACGAUUUGCAUGUAUUAACAUCGGAAGUGGACAUGGUCGGAUUGGGAAAAAGCAACGCAGCCUUUGUACCGGGGGGAUAUAGCGGCAUGAGGUGGUAUCAUAUUUAAUAAUGCGAAGACCAGCUCAGAGCCAAUCCUGUAGAAAGAAACCAAUGGUGAGAUGAUCUGUUCUUUGAAUCAUUGCUAUGGGCAGAUGUGCGUUCGCGGCCCGUGUCUAUCCAUAUUACAACCAACUAUAUACAGUUCGCCAUAUCCCAAAACUCCUGUGUUCCAUGGCGAUCUUGACAGAUGUGACCUCCAUAUCUGUACGCCGAUCCGGUGAUGUACCCGCUAACCCAUAGUCUACAAAUUGACGGCUUUAUACAUAUAUCGUUAACG
Messenger RNA from Amorphotheca resinae ATCC 22711, 2795 nucleotides. RefSeq lists its product as hypothetical. Gene Ontology annotation, molecular function: protein serine/threonine kinase activity; protein binding; ATP binding. The transcript is spliced from 4 exons. Bases 259 to 2328 code for a protein of 689 amino acids. NCBI's taxonomy places the organism in Eukaryota, Fungi, Ascomycota, Leotiomycetes, Helotiales, Amorphothecaceae. Gene Ontology annotation, biological process: mitotic DNA damage checkpoint signaling; protein phosphorylation. The record is from RefSeq and is a predicted model, not a curated record. Gene Ontology annotation, cellular component: nucleus.